AUGGUUUCCUUGGCUUUGGCUUUUUCGCUGAUGUGUCUGGCAAGAAGCUUUGCGAAAGAACUUGUGAGAAAGGAGACGGUGGAGCGCAUAGCUCCAGCUGAGGAAGAGCUACCAGAACUCUGGUACUCCCCUUACGGAGAGAAGACCCACGUUUCAGGAAGAUGUCAUGGCCUCAGGAACGCAACCAGUGUACACCGAGUACUACCAUGCAAGUACUGCUGCCCCAACGGACUUCGAUCCCGAGAACAACGCACCUUCGAGUACAAGAGAACCUUUUUGGAAGCAGCAGGAAAGUACCUUUGGCUAAAAGUCUUCAUGGUUGUGGUUCUCAUGGGCAUGUCAUGGUUCAUGGUGUUUGAAGUGAACGAGACCUACGGCUACCCGUUGGCCACGAACCGCAUGCUGAACUACAAGAACAAGGUCCUCACCCUCGACAACAAGAACCCUAAGAAGAAGCAUGUGAUAAAGGAGAUUACCCCAGCGGAUGUUAUCAACGUCACGAGCUACCUCAAGAAGACGAACGUGUACUCCGAGUUCUACAAGAACAGAAGAAAAAGAACAAAGUUGCAACUACAGUUUUCAUGA
Messenger RNA from Symbiodinium sp. CCMP2592, 585 nucleotides. The record is from the annotation of a GenBank genome assembly. Lineage: Eukaryota; Dinophyceae; Suessiales; Symbiodiniaceae.